GCACCUAAUCUCGCUUUUCUGCAACGUGCGAGUCUUCUUCAUGCUGUGAUAACAGUGCGCGAUAACAUCACGUCGCGGUGCUUCCCUUUGUUACGUCACUCCGUAAUAUAUUAUCUACAUUAAUUGCGGCAAUUUGCGCGUUGCGUCUUGACGACUCACGCAUAAUGCUCAUGUAAUUAUCGCGACUAAUAACGAUGACUAUGCGAAAGCUGAGAGCGAAACAGGUGAUCGUCAUCGCCGUUUGCGAUGAGAUAAAUCGGGCUAUUUGAGAGAUUUGACAUUUAGCGAGUGCAAAAUCGUCGAUUUAAAUCAUGAAGUACCGCAAGUUCGAAGUUAUUAAGUGGCCCUACAAAAUCCGAUGUUCAAAAACGAAACAUCAAACAUCGUUUUGGAUGUUUCUUCUGCUUAUUGUCUGUUCGCAACAAACAUACUCGUUGCUUUACGACAAUGCCACGGAGAAUUUCGUUCAAAAAUGUCAGAUGGAAUGCAAUUUGCGAAAAGAUUUUCCGUCCUGCGGCAAGUACAAAAUCGUGAGAUGGUUGAACACCUUGGUGAAUGAAAAAGAAUUUAAUUACGGACCAUUUCGAAUAAUAAAAAUACCACCGAUGCACAAGCAGUCAUUUUUGCCCGUUUUGCCACAUUCUCGAGCAUUUAGAAACGGCAUAACGGAAACGUUGGACUUUAUUAGGAAUAGUAUAGAGGAUUUAGUGACAAAACGUGCCAUUGCAUAUACAAUAAACAACUCGGCAACUGCAAGAGAUUUUUCCCCAGGUCUGAUGCUUAUGGAUGAGGAUGAACUUGAACAACUUGAAGAUAAAAAAGAAGAAGGCGAUUGGCGAAUUUUCAAGAAGAAGAAAUCCAUAAUUCUUCCGAUUCUCAUACUGUUGAAUCUGAUCAAACUGAAACUAUUGAUACUGCCGAUUUUCCUAGGAGUUCACUUCAUUAAAAAACUUCUCGUACUUGGGUCGUUAAUUUUGCCGUCGGUGCUGGCACAUUUAAAAAUAUGCAAAGUACAACAACCGCACGCGUACGCGCAUAAAAACACACAUCCUUUCCACUUGUGGUCCAGUGCAGCGGAAGCACCAGCUGAUUAUCCUUCGGGAUAUGACGAAGAAAGUAAUUGGCACAGAAGCGACUACCAAAUGGGAUAUCCAGUCUAUCACAUAUUUCACAAUCCCUACGGGUGAAAAAUUUCAACUCGCCGAUCGGAGUAACUCGGCGAAUAAAUCACAAUUUAUUUGGAGCAAUCUUACAAUGGCAAAGUACGCGCGAAUCGAUUGCACCGAGACCCGCGAAAUUUUUAGCACUUUGACACAAGUAGCGCGCAAUCGCGAGUAAUCUUUAUAAUUAAUUUAAUCUCGGUAGUCCGCUGAUAAAAUUGCUUUUACCAUCGCGAGAAAUUGAUUCGUGCCGAAUAAACUUCAAUUAACAUCGUCGUCAAACGUUUAUCUCGAUUUUGUUCAACACCUAUCUCAAUGAUCGCCAGAACCAUUCGCGAAAUAACUUUCACGUGGCUUACCGUUACUCGAAGAUAUAUAUUGACAUAUCUGUAUAGUCUUUUCAACUUUACGGACUUAAAGGAAGGGCGUAAUAUCGGCUAUCCGGUUUUUUCUGGAACUUCACAUUAAGGACGCAUGAAAAAAAAAUGAAAUAAGUUCCUUUCAGAUCGUGAGAAUCAGUCUAUAUACUUUUCAAUUUAAUACUUUUAUCGCUUCUUUCGAAAAUAGAUAAUUUAUUGCUAAUUAUACUUUCAUGUCAAAGACGCGUUUAUAUCUCAAUUUACUAGCUUUUAUCAUUCGACGAUGUCUAUAAAAUUGUUGCCGCUGUAUAAAAUCACAAUUGUCGAUGUGCAACGAAAUAUCGAUUGAUUCUUGACAGUGAACGAUAUUCUUGACAAGUUUUUAUUUUUCAUCCAAGACACGAUUUUCCUCCAAACGUCAAGAUAGAAAUUGAUUGACGACGCGGUGUUAAGUGAACAGGUGGGUGUUUCGCGGUCAAGGUCACGUGCCGCCCGGACGUUCGGCCGAGUACGAUGGCCCCUCUACUGACCUACUGGUAGAUUUGGACGAGCGCCCGGUUUCUGGCUCAAGCUGACCCGCGUGCUACUGUUAUAUGUGCGUAUACGCUGUCUUGUGCGUACACUUUGUCCAUGUGUAAUCCAUACAGUCACGCACCGUUUGAUCGAAAACCGUUAUCGGACGGUGCGCGAGAGAGGAUCAAUCGUCGACACAUUUUAAGGUUUUUGAUGACGGUCACGCUCGGUAAAUCUUGCCCUUUUUCUGCGUCAGUAAAAACACUCUUGUAGAUUUUCCUCAUGUAGAUGUUAACAAUAAGAUUACCGCAGUUGGAUUUUCCAGCGCGCAACGAAGUCACAAAUGACUGAGAUUAUUAUUAUUCUGUAGAAAACUAAUUUUCUAAUUUGUUUUUUAGAAUUUUUUAAGUUUUUAAUAGAUUUUUGUUUAGUAAUAGUUUUUGUUACAUUAUGAGAUGUAAUAACGAGAACGAAUGUGAGAACUCGUGAAGUUGUGCUCGGGAAGUUGUGCUCGAUAAAUGGAUAAGUUGAUAGAUAAGAGGUCUGCGAGAAUGUUUCAGAAAACAAGAGGAAAGGCUAAUUGGAAGCGAUAUAUCGAGAAUAGCUGCGGAUACGUUGCGAUCGAUACGCGACGUGAACUUGUCCGCGACAACUCGACCGUUACGUUCUUACGUUAUAUGCGAAUGAAAAAGUCGCAUUAACGUAACGGACCGUCGUUCAUGUCACGGGCGCUCGACUUGCGCAUCCGUACUACGACAAAAGUAUUGCCUGUACAAUUCGUACAUGCUCGGUUCGUAUGAAUGACGUAGGCGGAUGAUCUUGAGAAGUGUGCGUAUAUAAAUAAAUGCCCCGGAGGUGUUUCGGAUAUCACUGGAAAACUAUUUCGCAGGAAGUAAGCCCGACAACGAGCAAUUUAAUUAAAGGUAUUGCUUGAGCAGAUUGGGUUUUACUUGCGGAAGUCAAUUAGAAUUUUACUGCUGAUAAUCCUUGGAGGAAAGAUAGGAAUAAAAAGUGUAAAAUAAUAUUACAAUGAUUGGCGUUUGUGUAGAUUUAUGUCUGAACUUCUAGGAUAAAUUGCGCUUGUAAUGUACUCUCUGUGUUGUGUAUAUUUUAUAUUUAUUUUAUUAUCUAGAUGUAACAGAACCAAAAAUUGUAAAAUAAGUUUUUAAAAUGUAUUGUGCGUGCGCAUCUCUUUUCUUCGAUGUUUUUUUUAUGUAAAACAUUCCUACGAGUUUCCCACCUUGCUUUAAGCUAAGAGAUUAUAGGUGAUAGAUGAUAUCGCGAAAUUGCGCCAAUAGAAAACUAUAGAGUAUAUAUGUAUAAUUUAUG
Molecule: messenger RNA, 3361 nt
Organism: Pseudomyrmex gracilis
Lineage: Eukaryota; Metazoa; Arthropoda; Insecta; Hymenoptera; Formicidae
Exons: 4
Coding region: 312-1187 (291 amino acids)
Source: RefSeq, a predicted model, not a curated record